UCAUCUAAAAGGUCUCGAUACAAUAUUAUAUGAGUUUUAAAGCAAUAAUUAAAUCGCUAUGGAGUCCAUCAAGGCCAUCUUCUGGAAGCCAGAUCCCACGACUCAAAUGAGAAAAUGUAACAACUUGAUUCGCGCCAACACUCGAAAACUUGAUCGUGACAUUGCCAAUCUCCGCCAAGUCGAGGCCAAAACCAAAAACCUCAUUCUUCAAGCGUCACGGCGGGCUCAGCGCAAUCCUUCCCAAGCCAAACAGGCGGCAAAUGAGACACGGACAUUUGCAAGAGAACUUGUUCGGGUGCGAAAGCAAAACAAUAGAUUGGCAACAAGUCGGGCGCAAUUGCAGAGUGUGCAGAUGCAGGUCAAUGAGGCUUUUUCCGUGCGUAAGAUUGAGGGUAGUAUCAAGGCCUCAACGGGCAUCAUGAAGGAUGUCAAUAGUCUAGUGCGAUUGCCGGAGCUUACAGGGACAAUGAGGGAACUCAGUCAAGAGUUGAUGAAGGCUGGCAUCAUUGAAGAGAUGGUAGGCGACACGCUACCUGAUGACGAACUCCUCGAGGGCGAGGAUGAGGAGGCCGAGACCGAGGUUGAUAAAGUACUUGGAGAGAUACUACAGGGCAGACUGGGCAAGGCUGAACCUCGUAAGGAAGAGGAGAGACCGGCUCCAGAAGUGCCAGAAGAGGAGGAGGAGGAAGACCAGGAAGCCAUGUUGGACCAAAUGAGGGGCCGCCUUGAGGCAUUGAAGAGCUAAUGUAUUUCGUACAUGCUCUUACAUUACAUUAAGAUACCUCGCUGCAAGGAAGUUUUCUGUGCCAUGUGGAGAAGGGAGAGAAGUUUUGCAUCAUCUUUUAUGAUACUUUUACAGGAUUAUGGCGUUGGAGUAGGGUGUAUACCAGUACUUAGACUUUGAGCACAGUAAUUUAUCAUAGCAUGAUCUUGUCAUUCAACGGGUUUGAUUUUCCAGCAACAUGAUGCAUGCUUGCUCACACAAUCUGACA
This is a messenger RNA of Xylona heveae TC161, 992 nucleotides long. RefSeq lists its product as hypothetical. Gene Ontology annotation, cellular component: ESCRT III complex; multivesicular body. Lineage: Eukaryota; Fungi; Ascomycota; Xylonomycetes; Xylonales; Xylonaceae. Bases 59 to 745 code for a protein of 228 amino acids. The record is from RefSeq and is a predicted model, not a curated record. Gene Ontology annotation, biological process: protein transport; endosome transport via multivesicular body sorting pathway; late endosome to vacuole transport. The transcript has 2 exons.